UAUCCAAUAUAAUCUAUAAAAUGAUAUGGAAAUACCUAUCAUUGAUCUCUUACAGAUUCCUCCAGAAUGGCUUGUUUUGUCACUUUCAUCACCCUUUACUCCUUCCUGAUCUUCUCAGCCUCCCUGAACACCAUCAGUGGAGCUUUCGUUGAGGAAUUCUCAGAAGCCAUGGCAAUAAAGCGAGAAGAAAAGACGACCCACCUCCACUUCUUCUUCCAUGACACCAUUAGCGGCAACCACCCAAGUGCUGUGAGAAUUGCAGGGCCAACGGAAAGCACAUUUGUCAAUUUCGGGAACACGAUGAUGAUUGAUGAUGCGCUAACAGAAGGGCCCGAGCCCACAUCAAAGCUCGUUGGAAGAGCUCAAGGCUUCUAUUCCAUGGCUGCUCAGGAUGAUCUUGCUUUGCUUAUGGUUAUGAAUUUUGCUUUCGUGGAAGAUAAGUAUAAUGGGAGUAGCAUCAGCAUGCUUGGAAGAAAUCCGGUGCUUAAUGACGUUAGAGAAAUGCCGAUUGUUGGAGGUAGCGGGCUUUUCAGAAAUUCUCGCGGCUAUGCAUUGGCGCAUACAAAUUGGAUGGAUCCAAACACGGGAGAUGCCAUUGUUGAAUACGAUGUUUAUGUCUCCAAUUUCCAGGUUGAUGCUGGGUUAGCGACAGCAUAGGAAUAUUUGUCAUGGCAACGUUUCUUUAUUUUUUUUCUUUUUCUUUGGUCUGAGUAAUUGAUCAUCCACUGCUAAUUGUGUAUAGUUUAUAUAUAUGACAUUGUUAUUUGAUUA
This is a messenger RNA of Alnus glutinosa, 771 nucleotides long. RefSeq names its product dirigent protein 22-like. Lineage: Eukaryota; Viridiplantae; Streptophyta; Magnoliopsida; Fagales; Betulaceae. The transcript has a single exon. Bases 67 to 657 code for a protein of 196 amino acids. The record is from RefSeq and is a predicted model, not a curated record.